Messenger RNA from Varanus komodoensis (Komodo dragon), 8821 nucleotides. It is a transcript of the gene HCFC1, whose product is annotated as host cell factor C1. Gene Ontology annotation, molecular function: protein binding; transcription coactivator activity. Lineage: Eukaryota; Metazoa; Chordata; Lepidosauria; Squamata; Varanidae. Gene Ontology annotation, biological process: chromatin remodeling; regulation of DNA-templated transcription. The coding region runs from base 787 to 7395 and encodes 2202 amino acids. Gene Ontology annotation, cellular component: histone methyltransferase complex. The transcript is spliced from 26 exons. The record is from RefSeq and is a predicted model, not a curated record.
UCCCUGCGGCCGCCAUUUUCCGUCCGGGCAACACAAGAUGGCGGCUCCCAGGGCCGGGCUCUGAGCGGGGGCCGGAGGGGGGCGGCAGAGGGGCCCUGCUACGACGGGGAGGAGUAACUGCCCCACGCGGGGUAGUUCCCUCGCAGGGGGAAUUGGUGUAGUUUUCCAAAAGGGGGGAAGCAAUUAGGGGGCGAUUUAGUUUCAGCCUCUCUUCUUUCUACCACAAGAGGAGGGUGUUUGCCCCAUAGAGAGGGUGUCUGUACUGGGGGGUUCGGGAGUCGGCGAUCUAAACUCGCUUUCACUGAGUGGAGGGUUAGUAAGUUCCUCAGCAAAAGGGGCACGUUUCUUUUUUACAUUGCAGCUGCCCCACGUGAAAGAAAACAUAGGAAGGUGUUUGCCCCGCCAAGAGUUGCUUUUGGAGGGUGAAUAUUUUUCAGCAUCCCUUUUUUCACAAUUACCCCGAAAUAGUUUGCCUGCUGCAGCAAGGAAGUGCCUCCAACCUAGUUCCCACGGUGAGAGGUGUGCUAGUAGUGAAAAAAGGAGUAGCAGGGUGUUGCGCCCCAUUUAAGGGGGGCCGUUUGAGCCAGUUCUCCUUAAAAAAAAGUGAAGGUGGUAUUGCCGGUAUACACACUUACCUCAAAGGAGGUAGAGUGCAUGUGGUUGGGGGAUUGUCUUUUUUUGGCCACCCUUAGCUAAGAGAAUUGAUAAGAGUUGCCUCUUGCUUUGCUUUUUUAGAGGACUGAUUGCUAGAGAGGAUACUCGUUUGAGAGUGGGGAGGUGGUUUCUAUGGCUGCCGCCUCUCCUAUUGUCCCUAGUGGGGGCUCCCCAACAGGUGUCGGGGCCACCCCAGGGCUGUUGCAGCCCCGCUGGAAGCGAGUAGUUGGGUGGUCAGGCCCUGUGCCUCGGCCCCGACAUGGGCAUAGAGCUGUGGCCAUCAAAGAGCUGAUUGUGGUCUUCGGAGGGGGCAACGAGGGCAUCGUGGAUGAGUUGCAUGUCUAUAACACAGCUACAAACCAGUGGUUCAUCCCAGCUGUGCGAGGAGACGUCCCACCUGGUUGUGCUGCCUAUGGCUUUGUCUGUGAUGGGACUCGUCUCUUGGUGUUUGGAGGGAUGGUGGAGUAUGGCAAGUACAGCAACGACCUCUAUGAAUUGCAGGCCAGCCGUUGGGAGUGGAAGAGAUUGAAGGCCAAGACUCCCAAGAAUGGGCCCCCACCCUGCCCACGCCUUGGCCAUAGCUUCUCACUGGUGGGCAACAAGUGCUACCUGUUUGGGGGGCUGGCCAAUGACAGUGAAGACCCCAAAAAUAACAUUCCAAGGUACUUGAAUGACCUCUAUAUCUUGGAGCUGCGUCCAGGCUCUGGUGUGGUAGCGUGGGACAUCCCCAUCACUUACGGUGUACUGCCUCCCCCAAGGGAGUCCCACACUGCUGUGGUGUACACAGAAAAAGACAACAAGAAAUCCAAGCUGGUCAUAUAUGGUGGCAUGAGUGGCUGUCGUCUUGGUGAUCUUUGGACGCUUGACAUCGAUACUCUGACAUGGAAUAAGCCAUCCCUGAGCGGGGUGGCGCCGCUCCCUCGCAGCUUGCACUCAGCCACAACCAUCGGGAACAAGAUGUAUGUAUUUGGGGGCUGGGUGCCCCUUGUCAUGGAUGAUGUAAAAGUAGCCACACAUGAAAAGGAAUGGAAAUGCACAAAUACUCUGGCUUGCCUCAACCUGGAUUCUAUGGCUUGGGAGCCCAUUCUGAUGGAUACGCUGGAGGAUAAUAUCCCACGGGCACGAGCUGGGCACUGUGCAGUGGCCAUCAAUACCCGCUUAUACAUCUGGAGUGGCCGUGAUGGCUACCGCAAGGCCUGGAAUAACCAGGUUUGCUGCAAGGAUCUCUGGUACCUUGAGACAGAGAAACCUCCAUCGCCUUCACGGGUGCAGCUGGUUCGUGCCAACACCAACUCCCUGGAAGUUAGCUGGGGUUCUGUCCCAACAGCUGACACUUACUUGCUGCAGCUGCAGAAGUAUGACAUCCCAGCUGCCACCUCACCAGCUGCCAACCCGGUACCCUCAGUGCCUGUCAACCCUCCCAAGAGCCCUGCUCCAGCUGCAGCUGCACCCGCACCUCCUGUACAGCCGCUGGCUCAAAUGGGCAUCACUCUGCUGCCCCAGACCACAGCUGUUGCCGCCGCUGCCGCUGCCGCCUCCACAACUCCUGCCCCUCCUACCACUACCACCAUCCAGGUGCUGCCUACUGUGCCUAGCAGCCCAAUGCCAGUGGCAGCUGCUGCUGCUGUCGCCACUCCUCGCCCGCAAGCUGUCCCAGCUGUUCUGAAAGUCACAGGCCCACAGGCUACCACAGGGGCUCCAUUGGUGACAGUGCGUUCAGCAGGGCAGGCUGGAAAGGGCCCAGUGACUGUGACUUCACUGCCUGCUGGGGUGCGCAUGGUGGUGCCCACACAGAACACCCAAGGGACGGUGAUUGGCAGCAGCCCUCAAAUGAGUGGCAUGGCUGCUCUGGCUGCUGCCGCUGCUGCCACUCAGAAAAUCCCACCAUCCUCAGCCCCUACUGUGCUGAGUAUGCCUGCUGGCACCACCAUCGUUAAGACUGUUGCUGUUUCUCCGGGCACAACCACACUACCCACCACAGUCAAAGUAGCCUCUUCUCCAGUCAUGGUCAGCAACCCAGCAACCCGCAUGCUGAAGACAGCAGCUGCCCAGGUUGGCACCUCAGUUUCCUCAUCCACCACCAACACACCUACCCGGCCCAUCAUCACUGUGCACAAGUCGGGCACUGUCACGGUAGCACAGCAGGCCCAAGUGAUGACCACUGUGGUGGGUGGCGUGACAAAGACCAUCACAUUGGUGAAAAGUCCUCUCUCCGUGCCAGGAGGCAGCGCUUUGAUUUCCAACUUGGGUAAAGUGAUGUCUGUGGUUCAGACCAAACCAGUGCAGACAUCAGCUGUAACAGGACAAGCGUCGACUGGCCCUGUGACCCAGAUAAUCCAGACCAAAGGGCCCCUGCCUGCUGGCACCAUCUUGAAGCUGGUGACCUCAGCAGAUGGCAAGCCCACCACAAUCAUCACCAGCUCCCAGGCAGGUGGAACAGGUACCAAGCCCACCAUCCUGGGAAUCAGCAGUGUCUCUCCGAACACAACGAAGCCUGGCACCACCACCAUCAUCAAGACCAUCCCCAUGUCAGCUAUUAUUACCCAGUCAGGUGCCACAGGUGUCACCAGUAGUCCUGGGAUCAAGUCUCCCAUCACCAUCAUCACCACAAAAGUGAUGACUUCUGGCACUGGCACACCUGCCAAGAUCAUCACAGCAGUACCCAAGCUGGCCACAGGUCAUGGCCAGCAGGGUGUGACACAGCCUUUCAAAUUUCUGCCGUCACAGGUGGUGCUUAAAGGAGCGCCAGGGCAGCCUGGCACUAUCUUGCGAACUGUCCCUAUGGGCGGAGUACGGCUUGUCACCCCUGUCACUGUGUCUGCUGUCAAGCCCACUGUCACCACUCUUGUGGUGAAAGGAACAACAGGUGUUACAACCUUGGGCACUGUAACAGGCACCGUUUCAACCAGCCUGGCCGGGACAGGGGGACACAAUACCAAUGCUUCCCUGGCUACACCCAUUACCACCCUAGGCACCAUUGCCACCCUUUCCAGCCAGGUCAUCAAUCCAGCUGCUAUCACAGUCUCUGCAGCACAGACCACUCUGACGGCAGCAGGAGGACUGAGCACUCCCACCAUCACUAUGCAGCCUGUCUCGCAGCCCACUCAAGUCACGCUGAUUACGACACCAAGCGGCGUUGAAGCCCAGCCAGUGCAUGACCUGCCCGUCUCUAUCUUGGCCUCUCCCACCACAGAGCAGCCCACGGCCACCGUCACAAUUGCUGAAUCGGGGCAGGGAGACCCACAGCAGGGCACUGUCACCCUGGUGUGCUCCAACCCACCCUGUGAAACACAUGACACAGGCACCACCAAUACAGCCACCACAACAGUCGUGGGCACUUUGGGCGGGCCGGCCCAGUUGCAGUUUGUGUGUGACGGGCAAGAGGGUGGAGGGCUCCAGGCGAAUGGGAGAGUGGUGCGGGUCUGCUCCAAUCCUCCCUGCGAGAUGCACGAGACGGGCACCACUAACACCGCCACCACUGUGAGGAGCGCUGGCCAGAAGGGCUGCUCCAACCCGCCCUGUGAAAUGCACGAGACGGGCACUACCAACACCGCCACCACCUCCAAAAUGGAGAAGGUCCCCACAGAGCCAGCAUGCCAAACUUUCCAGACUAGUGCUACUAGCACCACCAUGACAGUGAAGCCCAUUGUGGGCAUGGGGCAGCUCGUGUGCUCCAACCCACCCUGUGAAACGCACGAGACAGGCACCACCAACACCGCCACCACCGCCACCUCCAACAUGGGCCGGGGACAACCCGAUGGGGGGCAGAAAGAACCGGCCGACCCGCCGUGCCAAACGCAACAGACUAACACCACCAGUACCACCAUGUCGGCCAAAGCGGACAUCCCCACUGAGCAGCCGUGUACAGUGCGAAAGGUAAGCUUGAUGCCAGCUCCUGGCAUGCCCAGUGUUGCCUCCAGCAGCUCCACAUUACCAGCCAGUGAAAGACUACCCAUCCCGCGAAGCCUCCGGUGCGAGUCCCAUCACACCCACACCACCAACACAGCUACCACGGCUCGGUGUCUCAUGGGCCGAGGGCAGCCUGAUGGUGAGUGGGCAGGAUCUGCCAACUCCCUGUGCCAAACACAGCAGACCAGUUCCACCAGCACCACCAUGUCGGCCAAAGCUGAUGUGCCUACAAAGCAGCCAUGCGCAGUGCAGGCGGUGUCGCCAGAGUCGGUUCCAAGCCCGGCCCAGCUGAGCACACCGUGCGUUUCCCGCAGUACGGACACCAAGGAAAGUAUCCCUCGGGUGUGCUCCAACCCGCCUUGCGAGACUCAUGAAACAGGUACCACAAACACUGCUACGGUGGCUGCUUCAAACAUGGGUGCCACCCAGCAGGUUUGCUCCAACCCACCUUGUGAGACUCACGAGACGGGCACCACCAACACAGCCACCACGGCCUCCUCCAGCAUGGGGACGGGGCAGCAAGUGUGCUCCAACCCGCCCUGUGAGACUCAUGAGACGGGCACCACGAACACGGCCACCACCACCACAUCAAACAUGGGUGCUGGGCAGGGUGAAGGUGCCCAGCAAGCCCCUGUUGCUCCCCCCUGUGACACGCAGCAGACAAGCUGCACCAGCACCACCAUGACCCCCGGUGUUGGAGGCAAUGGCAUCCAGCUUUCCAGCUCAGCUCCUGCACUAGCCGGGGACUCUGAAUCAGGAAAUGUUUCUGAGGGAGAGACUCCAGGCACUGAUGGAUCGCCGCCACGGAGCCCUCCUGCCAAGGUGUGCUCCAAUCCUCCUUGCGAGACGCACGAGACGGGAACAACUCAUACAGCCACCACUGUUACCUCCUCAAUGGGGUCCAACCAAGAUCAGCCACCUGCUACCAAUGGACAGCAGGGGGAGUCGGAGACAACUGUGAGUGAGAGUGCAGCUGCAGCCGCCAGCAGCCCCAGUGCAGUGACAACCACUGUUCCCUCCACCCAGACCAGGGCCGUCACCACCGUUACGCAGUCGACACCUCCACCGGGGCCCUCUGUGCCGAGCAUCUCUUCAUUGGCGGACACACCUGCAGAGGAAGCUGCUCCCUCGACUGAGACGCCAGCUACCACCAGUGUGGAGGCCCUACCAGGACCUCCUGAGGCCCUGCGGCCCUCUCCAGAGACACAGGUGCCAGCAGCCGAGCCCCAGGAGCAAGCCCAGGCUCCCAUAGCUGGUCCUGUGCCCACGGAAGCCCCGGCAGCUGAAGCUGUUCCUCAGCUAGAGCUUGCUGCCCCUGUGGAGGAGGCGCCAGCAGCACAAGCAGCCCCUGCUCAGGAACCCGUGGCGAUGGUGGUGCUGCCCCAGGCCACCCCUACAGCCCCCCCACCCUCAGAAGUCGAGCAGCUGGCCUUGCCACAAGAGCUGAUGGCCGAGAGCCAGCCAGGCACCACCACGCUCAUGGUGACGGGGUUGACGCCGGAGGAGCUGGCAGUGACGGCUGCUGCAGAGGCUGCUGCCCAAGCUGCUGCCACCGAAGAGGCGCAAGCCCUUGCUAUACAGGCAGUCCUGCAAGCGGCUCAGCAGGCUGUCAUGGGUCCUGGAGAGGCCAUGGACACAUCCGAGGCAGUGGCGGCACAAGCUGAACUAGGUCACUUGGGCUCAGAGGGCCCAGAGACCCAGGCCACCACCAUCCCCAUAGUGCUCACCCAGCAAGAGCUGGCUGCCCUUGUGCAGCAGCAGCAGCAGCUCCAGGAGGCUCAGGCGGCGGCAGCUGCAGCAGCAGCAGCAGCAGCAGCUCAGCAGCAUCAGCCUCAGCACACGCUGCCUUCCCAUCUGCCCACGGAAGCCCUGGCUCCUGCUGACAGCCUCAACGACCCAGCCAGUGAGAGCAACGGCCUCAAUGAACUGGCCAGUGCAGUCACCAGCACAGUUGGGCUACUACCUCCUACGCCCACGGAGAGUCUUGGUCUUGCUCCAUCUAAUACUUUUGUGGCUCCACAACCGGUGGUGGUGGCCAGCCCAGCAAAAUUGCAGGCAGCGGCUGCUCUGACAGAAGUUGCUAAUGGGAUUGAGCCAGCUCCUGUGAAACCGGAGCCUCCUGCCCAGCCCCCAAAGGUGGUUGUGAAGAAGGAAAACCAGUGGUUUGAUGUGGGUGUUGUCAAGGCAACCAACAUGAUGGUGACGCACUACUUCCUGCCUCCCGAUGAUGCACCUGCCACAGAAGAUGACUCAGGCACUAUACCAGAUUAUUCGCAACUCAAGAAGCAGGAGCUACAGCCCGGUACAGCUUAUAAAUUUCGAGUGGCAGGCAUCAACGCCUGUGGCCGGGGUCCUUUCAGUGAAAUCUCGGCAUUCAAAACCUGCCUGCCUGGCUUCCCUGGAGCACCCUGCGCCAUCAAAAUCAGUAAGAGCCCAGAUGGAGCGCAUCUCACUUGGGAGCCACCUUCUGUCACCUCUGGGAAGAUCACAGAGUACUCUGUGUACCUGGCCAUCCAGAGUGCCCAGGCAGGCGAGCCAAAGAGCGCAGCCCCUGCCCAACUGGCCUUCAUGCGGGUUUACUGCGGGCCCAGCCCCUCGUGCCUGGUGCAGUCAGCUAGUCUCUCCAAUGCCCACAUAGACUACACCACCAAGCCUGCCAUCAUUUUCCGCAUUGCUGCCCGCAACGAGAAGGGCUAUGGCCCUGCCACACAAGUCCGGUGGUUGCAAGAGUCAAGUAAGGAUGGUUCCAUGAUAAAACCAGCCAACAAGCGGCCACUUUCUUCUCCUGACCUGAAAACCGCUCCAAAGAAGCCCAAAGCAGAUGGGCAGUGAAGGGCAUCCCAAGCUGUCCCCUCUUCCUGCCUGCUCCACAGCCUCCGCCUGAACCCCCGGCCGGCCAGCCGCCCCUGUGUGUGGAGGAAGAUGGAACUGCCGAAAGCACAUUUCAUACACUGCGGGGCUGGACUAUUGGGGCAGGGGGGAGAAGAGAUACAUAGGCUCACUGAGCGAGCCCCAAGCAGGGGGCCAUCACUGCGCCACUGUGCCCCAGCCUAGGAAGGGGGAAGAAGGAACAGAGUUCCUCCCCCACCCCCUGCUGCCACCCCAUUGACAUGGACACUGAUGUUAGGGGUGGGUUUGGAGGGGGGAAGUGUUGUUGGGGGGAGGGGGGCUGUUGGGUUUUUUACAAGUUGCAGUUACAGGAAUGAAGUUCUUUUGUAUUCCCCAGCAUCCUGUGUGUUGGCGGUGGGAGACCCGUUCUCCCUGCCUCCAGUUCUUGCCUCUGUACAGACCCUCUCCCUCAGUUUAGUUUUUAGUGUCUGCGUUGGUAAAGGAGAGGAGUCUCUGCUGUUUGGGGGAGGGGGAAAUCUGAUGUGGUUGGACCACAGAUGCAUCUAACUUUGAACUUUUGAGGGGGGGGGUGCAGCUCAUUCUACAGCAGCUGUUCUAAUGCUCAGCCCAGGGUAUUUGUGGCUUCAACCCACCCCCUUUCCCUAUACAUGCAGCACCCCCCUUUGCAGCACAAACUGGUAUUUCCCUCUGGUCUUCCCCUCUAAGCCACAAGGUGGCAUGCUCUAGGCAAAUGUCUUGCCAUUCUCCUCCAUUGUUUUGUAUUAAAAAUUAGGAAAAUGUUUUAAAAAAUUGUUUUGGCAGGGUAGCCUGAUCCAGUGGGUCAAGGCUAUAGGUUAGGAGCAAGGCUGCAGGACAUUUUUGACUUGUUGAAAUUGACCUCUCCCUCUGUCUUGGGGCAUGAAUUUCUCCUAGGUUUCUCCUGGAGGAAUAUGUAGUUUCCCUCUAUCCCACUCUGGCUGCCUCUCUGGACAUUCCACAGAAGGGAGGGGAGAAGAGCAGCCAGUGCUUAUUCUUCGGUCUUGGUAGGGGGUGGUCUAUAUAAUGUAGAGUGAGCACCCCCCAGGUGUGCACUGAUGGCUGUGUCCUACCUCUCCAUUGUCAAGGAGAGUGACAGACAAAGCAGCCCCCCUUACAAAACAAAACCCCCAGGAGCAGACCCCUCUCCUUAACUUGCUCUGUGCCCUGGUCUUUUGUAUUAUAGUGUAUUUCGCUGUGUCUACCUUUCCUGUUCAGACCCUAAGAGUCCUAUUGCUCUCCUAUAUCUUACCCAAAUUAUUUUCCAUUGAGACAGGAACAGCCCUCAUAGGAGUUUCCCAUGACUCUCCAACCCUCCCUCCCCCCAGUGCUGCGUAUCUGUUUUUGUGCUAUUUUGAACAAUUAAAGACUUUUUUUUUUUUUUUUGGAAACA